Messenger RNA from Chaetomium strumarium, 1602 nucleotides. Its product is annotated as peroxisome membrane protein. Gene Ontology annotation, cellular component: peroxisomal membrane. Gene Ontology annotation, biological process: peroxisome organization. The transcript is spliced from 2 exons. The record is from RefSeq and is a predicted model, not a curated record. Lineage: Eukaryota; Fungi; Ascomycota; Sordariomycetes; Sordariales; Chaetomiaceae. The coding region runs from base 172 to 1401 and encodes 409 amino acids.
AGGAAAACUUGCCAACAGCAACGAGAUACAUUCGGCGUUGCACCCUUCAGACUUUUCCGCCGAUCCUUUCUCUAGUACUCAACGCGAUCGCGAUUCCUCCGGACUAAAAAAUUACACAAGCUCCUUGCACUUGUAUGCUGCGUCCGGGGUCUGACGCGAUUGCGCUUCGCAAUGAACCCCUCGGACAGCGACCAGAAAGCCCAACGGGCUAUCCCACCCAAACGCUCCGGUAUCAGCAACACUCUGUCGAUGCCGUCGCAAUUACUCCACAAGUACGAUGACUUCAUCACGAAGAACGCGCACCAGGUGUCACAGAUCGAGUCCACGUUGCGGUCACUGACCUACAUCAUACCCGGCCGCUUCCGCGAUGCCGAAAUUGCAUCCGAGUCCAUCCACAGCGGGGUCCAGCUGCUCUCGCUAUACCACGACACGCUCCUGCGGCGGGCGCACGCGCUGUCGAAGCUCGCCCUGCCCCCGUCCUCGCUCGCCCAUCCGCCGUCUCCACACAGCCGAUACACGCGGUUCUGGACGCUCAAGAGCGCGCUGUACCGGCGCGUCGCCUACGUGCUGCAGAUCGUGCAGUACGUCGAGCUGCUGUGCGAGAUGGCGGCCAAGCGGCGGGGCGAGCGUACGCGCUGGCGCGUCGUCGUCCUCCUCGAGGCCGUCAAGGCCGUGUGCAGGCUGCUGCUGCUGAGGAUAACGCGGUCGCGGCCGCUUGUGACGCCGAUGCUGCCCGAGCGGGAUCCGGUGCCCGAGGAGCCGCAGGACGGAGAAGACGAGUUUGCUGUGGAAGAAGAUGACGAGGACCGGCGGCAGCCGAACGGCAACGGCAGCGCAAACCCAAACACAAAUGCAAACGGCUCCGCGAAUGCGCAUCACAGACCGCCACCCCAGCUCGGCCCCAACGGCGAGUGGACCAUGCCCCGCACCGGCAUGACCCUCCCUUCGCUCCCUGCGCCGGGCGACACGAGCGGGUACCUGCUCUCGCGGGUGCUGACGGCCGACGACAUCAAGCCGGCGGCGAAGCUGCUCAACCGGCUGCAGGGCCCGGCGCAGGCGGCCGAGAUCCUGCACAUCCUGGCGCCGCUGGUGUUUGCCGUGGCGCUGGCGCGCAGUAAGGACAAGCGCAAAUCGUGGACGCCGUGGCUGCUGGGUGUCGGGGUGGAGCUGGCGGCGCGGCAGUUGCGGGAUCGGGGCCUGCGGACGACGCCCCUCGAGCGCGAGGAAUGGAGUCGUCGUGGUUGGGCGAUGGGGUGGUGGGCGAUGCGCGGCGCCUUCUAUGAGAACGUCACUAAGGGGAUGGUGGAAGGGGUGCGGCGGCGGAUGCCCGGGUUGCUGGCGGGCAUUUUGGAGGAUUAUGAGUAUCUCUGGGAGAACUAUCACUUUAGCACGAGCGCCUGAGGAUGGGAAGGGGCUGGCCCCCCGUUUGGGUCUACGGCAAGGCCAUGCCACAGCUGAAUGCCGCUGACAGAGACGCAUGGCUGCGUCAUCGAUGAGCCGCAGGCGCACUUGUUCACUUCGAUGUAAGAUAUUCUUAUUAUAAUAUGCUAGACGAUGAUAUUAUCCACAACUGUGGAGAGCAGAUCAUAUCCUCAGAAAGGC